This is a messenger RNA of Chinchilla lanigera (long-tailed chinchilla), 3374 nucleotides long. RefSeq names its product retinol binding protein 5, cellular (gene Rbp5). Gene Ontology annotation, cellular component: cytosol; nucleus. Gene Ontology annotation, biological process: fatty acid transport. The record is from RefSeq and is a predicted model, not a curated record. The transcript has 4 exons. The coding region runs from base 114 to 521 and encodes 135 amino acids. NCBI's taxonomy places the organism in Eukaryota, Metazoa, Chordata, Mammalia, Rodentia, Chinchillidae. Gene Ontology annotation, molecular function: fatty acid binding.
ACCAUGGGCAGGCAUCAGUCAGGCCUCAUCUGCCAGACAGUAUCCAUUCCCUUCUCACACCGCCAUCUCCUACACUCACCUGCAAUCUUGGGCUCCUUCUUGGCUGGCCAAUUAUGCCUCCCAACCUCACCGGCUACUACCGCUUUGUCUCACAGAAGAACCUGGAAGACUACCUGCAGGCCCUAAACAUCAACGUGGCACUGCGGAAGAUAGUGCUGCUGCUGAAGCCUGACAAGGAGAUUGAGCACCGGGGUGACCACAUGGUAGUGAGGACCCUCAGCACCUUUCGAAACUAUGUUAUGGAAUUCGAAGUGGGAGUUGAGUUCGAGGAGGACCUGAGGAUCGUGGAUGGACGGAAAUGCCAGACCAUAGUGACCUGGGAGGAAGAGCAGCUGGUGUGUGUGCAGAAAGGUGAGAUCCCCAACCGGGGCUGGAGACACUGGAUGGAGGGAGACAUGCUACAUCUGGAGCUGACAGCAAGGGAUGCCCUGUGCAAGCAGGUCUUCAAGAAGGUCAGAUAGCCUGGGAGAAGCCAACCCUCCAGACCUCUCUUCGUGUGCCCCCUUCCAGCCCAGACUGUGCCUGGUCAUCGUCUCUGUCUCACCGCCCCCCACUUGUUAAUCAGUAACUUGCAGCCCCCAGGUCAAAGUCCUUCCUCUCUCACACUCCUCUGCCCAACAGUAGCCCCUGUCCCAGGUCAAAGUCUGGCCUGGGUGUCAGAGUCAGACAUAGGAUGUAGAACCUGGUCUCUUCUGUUCCCUUGGCUUAUUUUCCUAAGCUCUGGGUACUUUGUGGGCACUUGAGAAUCUAUCCUUGUGGGCCUUUGGGAAAAUUGUGACUGGGUUCAAGAUUUAAAUGGAAGCCACUUGGAAGAGUCUGCUUAUUUCCUUGCCUUUUCCUAGAGAAAAUCUCAGAUACUUGACAGAGGCCCCACCCUGCCAACAUCAGAGGGUGUCCUGCCUAUUUGAUCCCUCCUUCCAACAGGAAGGGGAAAGGAAUAGAACUAGGCAAGACCUUUUCCCGAGAGCUUCCAAAUGGUGGCCUGGCCUCCAUGGCUGUUUUGGGAAACACAGCAGCAAGAAGGCCCUCAGAGACCCAAAAGAGAAGCAGCUGGAGGACGCAAAGCCCAAGGAUAAAGAGAUGAGGGAUCUGCAGGCAUGGGGAAUGGCAGGAGAAGCCCAGCAGGGGUGGCCAUACGGACCUCUACUCAAGGCCAGCAAAACUGGAGCCAGAGCAAGGGGAAGAGCUAAGGACAGCAAGACCACUCCCCUAGAGUGCCUAGGAAAACAGUGCAGAGGGUGGAGCAAUUCAGGGUCAGGGCCAGCUCCAGCCUCAGCCUGCUCCCUCCCUUCCAGGACAUUGGUCCGUUCAGAAUAAAAGUCUGGUGGGCACGUGCACAGAGAGGAGUGAUCACUGUGAAGGUGGGGACAGAGGCCAGUGGAAGGGCCGGAGAGAUGGACGUUGGAAAGUCCCUGGCUUUCACAGAUGAACACCCUGGCCGCUUCUUCCUGCAGUGGCAAGGCCUCUACACAUAUGAGCAGUCCCUGGGGUUCUGGCCAAGAAGAACUAGGCUUGCACUACUGACCCUACCACACACCCUGCAAUGAACUUGGAAAAGGGCUCAGAAUUGGACUGAAUCACUUAUUCCCUGCCCGGCCUCUCCAAAGAUGUCCCCAGCAGCAUGGGCCAUAGGCAUUCUUCUUGGCAAAGCCACCCAGCGGAAGCUGCCAUCCUGCCCAGUCUCCUCCCAAGGCACAGGAACAUGCUCCGUGUUCUUGCCCCAUUGUCCAAACCACCAAGUCACCAUGGUGUCCAAGCCCUCUCAGUACACAUUCCAAGGCUCCCCCCACACGACUGUCCUCUUGGGGGUCCAGGACUCUUCACUGCAGUCUUGGCUGGGCCCUGACACAAGAGCUUGUGAGCCCCCAGCGUGGCUGCCAAAGCCAAGCUACAGCAGGCUCAGUCCCUCAAAACUCUCUGCGACAUAGGCAUCCAGACCACCUGCAGUGCAUGCCUCCGUCCUUCACUCAACCACAUCCCUGCAGGAGCCAGACUCCAACAAGAGGCCCGGAGACUCCCAGGGAGGCAAGAGUCCCCGGAAGAAUUGAGAGGUUCUGAAGACUGCAGCCGGCAAAGGAAGCUGGAGCUGCCGUCUCCCCUGUGGGCAGCAGGGGACGCUGCACACAUUAGAGGAAGCCAGAGUUCCAGUUCAAAACUCUCUCUCUCUUCCACCACCUUCUUGGAUGUUCAUUGCACCAGACACACACACAUCCCAAUUCCCAACCCACACAAGAUCUUUUCCCUCCUUCAAAUCAGGCUCUGUUCAUCAUCAGAAAUGAGAUGGUCACCACAGGAAGAAGCAUGUCAGAAGGAAAGGAAAGAAAGGGAGUGAGUAGGUCCAACUCCCAGCCUUGCCCAGGGCUCACGGAACUUGGAGUUGACUUGGUUGACCAGAGUCGUAGACCCCAGGGCUAUGAUUAGGAAUCGAAAAUGCUUACUUCCGUGUGAGAUAGAAGUGUGCUCUGCUAAGCCAGCCCCACUGUUCCUUUACCACACCAGAGAUCAGGAUGCCUGGAGUGCAAGAAAGCUGGCCUAACAGGCCAGAAAAGACAGCUACCAGGACAGAGCAGCUCUGUGGACAGGGGUGCUCCACCUCCACCCCCACCAGAGGCCAUGGAGGUCCUGGAGGAUGAGAUGGAGCUGACCAUCCACACUCACCCUUCCAGCAAGAGCAAAGGGGCCCUGUCUCCAGCACUUUCAGGCUCACCACCCAGCCGGAGGUGAGGCUUCUACCUCCCCCUACCCCACCCCAAGCCUCACUUCUACUUUGCUUUACUCUGGCCCCUAGGAGAAGGGGGAGCCCUGGGAGCCUCUGUUCUGUACCCAGGGUGCAGUGCCCAGAGGGUCACCCAUGUAGCCAAGCCAUCAGGUUCACAGGUACAUCACUUCCCAGAGGUUCUGCAUGAACCUAAAAUGACACCAACAUGGGUCAGUGAGCAGGCUUUGGUGUCAAACUGCCACCUGUUAUUAGCAGUAUGAGUGUAUUCAGGUCACCACCUUUCAGCAGAUACACAUGGGCCAGACACCAGAGGCAAUACCAAGAGCACUUCCUUCCUCCUGGGGAUUUUGUGAAGACUUCAUGCCCGUUCCUCAGCAGAGUACUGGGAAUGGAGUAGGCACUGACGACUGUUGAUUACUCCUGCUUGUAUUAUUUCCGUCCUCAGUACCUGAUGCCGGAAAUUCUCCUGACCAGAAGCAAACCCUUGUAUUCUACAGUUUAGGACAAGGCAUCAAGCGCCACUACCCCUGAGGUCAUGCAGUGACAUAUUUGUACGUAUGGAGUUAAAUAAACCUUUGGACUGCUAAGGCUUAAA